CUACAUGCUCUCACUUAUUGGGGACAUUGCCAUAGUCCACAUAUUUGUCCAACUUCCCAUAGAAUACAUCCUAGCCAUUCAUGGACUUCCCCCCCAGAAACAAGUUUCAGGGCCAGAUUUCUGGUUGUCUCUUGAAAGCUACCAGCAAUCCCUCUCUGGGGUCACCGCUCCCCAUCACUUUGAAAUUCUUCUGUGCCUGCGCAACCUUUGAUGUUUGCAGACUUUGCUUAAGGCUAUUCUCAGGGUGAACCCAAGUGUUCCACAUGAGGAGAUACAGAACAGGUUCGCAUAUAUCAGUGUUCCAACUCUGUCCUCCACCCCGCCACCCCCUCAUACCAAAAGUGCUGUACUUCCUACUGUCAUUCUUUUGUCUACUGCGGUCGACUUCUUGGGAACUCCCGAAACAGCUGCAAAGACUCUGCUCUUCAGAUCCCCACACCUCUGUACCCACCACAACCCUCCAGGACCUGGGACGUGUGCUCUGAUUAGGUGGCCCCCGUGUCUGCUAUGGUGUCCUCUCUAAAGGCCUGGGACAUGCUCCUGCCCCUGCUCUUCCUGCAGUGCGUCCGAUUUGCACAAAGCGCGUCCAGGCGGCACUUCAUGGAACACCAUCACCUAAGUUCAAACAAAGAAUUCAGCACAUACAGAUGUGAGGUCCUCGUGACUGAAAGAGCUCUGAAACCGAAGGCCUCGCACGAAUUUGUUUAUAUGUCAUGGUACAAAGUUGAGCAUAUAUGUAUUAGUAGCAACUGGAAAGACCGCUACAAAAAUUCAUACGUUUGGGCUCAGAUUCCCAUUAAGGUACUCACGUGCCAGUGGGAGAGUUCCAAAAAUAGAUAUGUGGAGAAAAGGAGCUACAACUAUGUUCAGUUCCACUGUAAUGCAGACGGGCAUGUCGACAGCAUAGAAGACAUGAAGGUUCUAGAGCCCAUCUUCUACUAGAAAGCCUCACCAGCUCACCAGCUCUGGAAGAGCAGCUAGUAGUCCUCCAAUGCCAACCCCUGCCCCCACCCUCACCCCUGCAACCUCACCCGCCCACCCUGGGAGCUCACAAUAGCGACUGCCGUUUCCACUUUACAAUUGUAUGUUGGUGUUUUCCAGUCAUGUUGAUUCUUAGUAUUACAGUUGUGCUUAUGUUGCUCUCUGCCUAAGAUAACAUUCCUCCCGUGUUUUGCUAUUCACACCAUUUUUCAUGACUCAGCUCACUCUGUCUCUGUUCCUGGGACAAAGGAUUUGAGAGAAACCAUUCAAGGCAGGAUUUGUUCGCCUCUCAGUCUCAGGGCUCCUGUCUGUGGUCUGCUGGGGAAGAGUCCAGUAGAACACUGUGGUGGGAAAACGGAAGUGCAGAGCUACUCACUUCCUGGAAAGGAGAAAGAGAAGGAAGGGGAAGAGUAUGAAGACAAGAUAUGACAAUUGUGGCUCCAGUGACCUAUCUUCUCUUGCUGGGCCCUCAGCUAUGAAUUCAUCAAUGGAUUAAUCCACUGUCAAAGAAUUUACAGCCUUCGUGACCCAACUGGCAAGUAAGCCUUCAACACGGGCGCCCGUGGGAGGACACUGGGCAGCCAAACCACUGCAGCUUCUCUUUAUGGCUGUCCAGACAGAAUGACCUUCCCUUCCACGGACAGAUCAUCAUUCCACUGUGUGUCACGCAUGUACACGCUAUGUGUGUAGAGCAUAUUUUAUUUGUGUGAGCGACGUCGUUACAUGUAAUAUGAAAUGUGAUUAGAUGUGAACGUCAUACACUGAGGCUCAAGCUGCGUUUUAUGCACGCACAUACACACAUGCGAUAUACCUAUGAGCUGAGGUAGAGGAAAGACUUGACUUGGACAGUGAUUGUGGCGGCAUCUUUAGUUCCACCCGAAUGGACGGUCAGGGCAGAGGGGAACAGAUAACUAACACGUUGAGUCACAGCAGGCGGUCCAGGAAAUUUGU
Meriones unguiculatus (Mongolian gerbil) is the source of this 1932-nucleotide messenger RNA. RefSeq names its product epididymal protein 3B (gene Eddm3b). The transcript has 2 exons. Lineage: Eukaryota; Metazoa; Chordata; Mammalia; Rodentia; Muridae. The record is from RefSeq and is a predicted model, not a curated record. The coding region runs from base 508 to 942 and encodes 144 amino acids.